Opisthorchis viverrini is the source of this 546-nucleotide messenger RNA. RefSeq lists its product as hypothetical. The record is from RefSeq and is a predicted model, not a curated record. Lineage: Eukaryota; Metazoa; Platyhelminthes; Trematoda; Opisthorchiida; Opisthorchiidae. The coding region runs from base 1 to 546 and encodes 181 amino acids. The transcript is spliced from 4 exons.
AUGGCUGUCUAUUUGAUCGUAUUACGACGAGAUUCCGGACACACCUUAUUGAUUUGUUCUUCUAGUGUAUUCGUGCUACCAGAGCGCGAGAAACCAGGUAACUUUUGUUGCACGGUAUCCCCACCAGUGGAUGGUACUGUCCCAUUGGACAAGUCUGCUGCGCCACUACUUGUGGUUCCGAAUCCUGAUGAAGUCAGUUUGGGGAUAUUGCGAUUGGAAGCAACGGAGCCGCCACACUCGACCGCUGAAAGACCAGAGGUCCACUCUAGAAAGAAACUUGGAAGCGUUGGAGACACGACCCAUAACAGUCCCAGUUACCAAUAUGAAGCCGCCGCGCUCUAUUUCAGCUGGAACUGGGAGCUUGUUGUCGGCGAAACGGCUUACGAAAAACCUGGAACAGUUUGGUUGUUGAUCUGUUCGCUGAGCUUGGUAGUUGGAUCGCAACGUUUCAUCACCAUCGUCAGUGCAGGGGUACCCGUAGAAUAUAACCAUGGUCACCGUGACAUCGAACUCGAUAUCGAUAUCCAAUUCGUUUCAGACUACUAA